Messenger RNA from Phytophthora infestans T30-4, 912 nucleotides. RefSeq lists its product as uncharacterized. The transcript is spliced from 3 exons. The record is from RefSeq and is a predicted model, not a curated record. NCBI's taxonomy places the organism in Eukaryota, Oomycota, Peronosporomycetes, Peronosporales, Peronosporaceae. The coding region runs from base 1 to 912 and encodes 303 amino acids.
AUGGAGGCGAACCCAAGACCAAGCAAGGGGGGCGUCGAGGUGGCGAGCCCAAGCCCGAGGACUGGAGACAUGGAGGCGACUCGUGAUAGCGAGCGAGAGGCAACAACACCAACCAGAUUGACAGCUCUGAGAUCACAGCGAAGCUCGACGUCUCAUACGCGCGUCUCUCCGUAUCCUGAGCGGGUACGAACUCGAGUUCGACGGUCGCCAAGCGCAGCGCACUCAGAAGAACGUCGGCAGCUAGCGCUGGUGGUCCAGCCAAUUAUCAAGGCUACAAUUGGCCAGCGAGAUGCAUCUGGCGUCACGCUAGAUAAGAGGACCGUGUGUGGAGCCAUGUUUAACGACAUUAUCACUUCUCUAUUCGAAAAGCUUCGUAGUCACAUCAAAGGACGGGCAGCUAAGACGAAUGGCGAGUGGUCACUGCAGACUACUUUCCAGGAAGAACGGCACAAACGCAUGCAAUUCAGAUUUAAAAGGCACAUGAUCGAAAGUACCAAGACAGAAGACGCUUGGGCACAGUGGGUGAAAAGUACACGUCGCCACACUGUACAGCUUCUUGUGUACGAAUUUGACCUUGAAAUAACAAAGGCUCAAGACCUCCAAAAUUUAAAGAGGCGUGCAUUCGACCUCCGGAAACCGAUCGAGCUGGUGCAGCUGCGGAGAGCACUUUGCACGAUGCGGUUGUCCAACUGCAGCAACACUGGGGGAGCCGAUUUCAAGGAUCGGCAAAAGUUUGGCGCAUAUCCACCUCCGGUGCACGUAGCGAAUUUACUGAACGCAGCGGACUUGCUUCUUGAGCAAUACAUCUUAAACCUCAAUCGAUCAUCUCGACUCGCACUGGACUGUGUUGCCGCAGCUAUUGCAGAUAAUGAGCAACACCGUCGUGAUGUUGACGCAUUUGAUACUCAGUAG